AUGAGUUCGCAAACGAUUCAGCAGAUGGAAUCAGCCCGGUCGCUCGCGCUAGGCGACGGUAGAUACUAUCCUACCAUCAUACCAGGCGUGCUUCCCAUCAUCGGCUACAGUGAAGACCAGAGUGUCGACAUUCAGCGAUGGGGCGCCGACUUUCUAGCUGAGGCUUUUGCAUCGCCAACCUGGCCCCAAGAGAUCAAGCAGAACAACGCACCUUCGGUGCUUGUUACGUUGAAAGCCUACCUUGACAAUGUCGACGACAAGAGCGUCAUCAAGAGCUCCAUCCAGGCGGCCGCGAGUGUGUACCCGCUGGUCUACAAACACACUGUCUCCGACCCCAGCGAUGCGCAAAAGUGGCAGCUCAUGGCUGGCAUCAAGUCGAAUAUCCUGCGCCGAAUGGAUACAGCUGCUCCAGGUGUGCGCAUAUGUUGCGUCAAGUUUCUCCAGCAAGUCGUUCUGGUACAGACACCAGGCAUUGCAGACCCCCGGCGAGCCGAUCCCAACGACAUCUCCCUUUCUCUCGUACCGCGCGAUCAUCCUCUCAUACCAUAUGCAAGCCUCGAGGCUGAAGGACAUGGAUUAUUAGACAGGUUGCUGGACAUUAUACACGGAGAUCACAGGUUAGAUAGACAGCCGCAGACUGAUGGUACACCUCUAACAGGCACUAGUGACGGCCUUCUCGUGACUGCUACGCUGAAUAGUUUGGGCAUGUUGAUCCAUCGCCGACCAAAUGCUGCAAACAAGAUCAUGAAUAGUGUCUUCAACUUCAACCCUUUGAAGCUUGCCAAUUCGCCCAUGACACCCAAGAACAAGGUCAUCAUGAAGUCGAUUGAGCGUACCACACGCGCGCUCUUGGUGAACAUCAUGAAGCGAAAUCCUGAAAACCCAGUGAACGGGCGGAUACAGCAGUUCUUGGAGCGCAUGCAUCGCACACGGGUGGAGGUCUUUGAUGAAUCUAACCGUAAACGCCCAGCUCCUAGUGAACCGACUGAUGGACUUGAUCAAGCCAAGAGACAGCGAUUGAUCGCUGAACCUCCAAGCCGUACACCAUCUGUCCAACCGCUACCGCCCGGUGAAGUGAGCUGGCGACAACUGUAUACUCUGAACUCUGAAGGAAGCACUGCAAACUUUGACGUGCAGAAUUUCAGAGAUCCGGAGCAAUUGCUAAGGAUUGUCAUACCUGUUCUGCAGUCAGUCAACCCAGUAAAGCUAGAGCAAGCUAUCAACGCGGUGCGUGCUCGUUACCAGAUACUCCGCCAGACCGCUGCAAGCCAACCUCAACGGCCACCCACAGCUCCUGCUGCAGAAGACGAAGAAGAAUACGAACCCGACUUCGAGCCUGAAGAUGCCGAACAGAUCAUCAACAAAAUGGACGGCGUCCCUUCAGAUCCUUUCGCGUCUCAGUCCGGACCAACCACGGCGCUAGCGCCCUACAAGUUGCCCGAGGCACCUCCGUUAUCAGAACAGGAUGUUCAGAAGUACGGUGAUAUGACUGUACAACGAGCCUUCGGCAUGCUGAGCAGUGUAGAUGAGACGCAGAAGAGCAGGACCAACAAAGGCGGCUUUAAUCGGCUCGCUGCCAUCGACUACACUCGAGACGCAUGGGUCACUAUACUGUCAAGAUUGGCCACGCGCGCAAGUGCUGGCCUUGAUGACCCUGAAGAAGGCAUCAAGGAUGAGUACGCCGUCAAGAGCGCGAAGGGCAACACAAAACUCAGCGAUGCUGUAAGAGAUGGACUGUACCAGUACAUCAUGUACGACUGGAAGAAGCGCAUCGACGUCGCUAUCUCUUGGUUAAAUGAGGAAUGGUACAACGACAUGGUCCUCAGCCAAGCCGCCGAAGACUCUGCCACAAAUGGCUCGUCCAACGGCCACACAAAGUCGAAACCACCAAAAGGAAACUACCACCGUUGCGCGCUCCGUCUCAUCGAUGGCAUACUCCCAUACAUUGAGCACACAGACAAGAUUCUUCUCCGUUUCCUUUCGGAAAUCCCCACUAUUGACUACAGCAUUCUGGUGCGCCUCAAGAAGAUGGCUGAGGAUCCUGAACGCAUCGACCUGGCGUGUAACGCGUUGCACUAUCUUUACAUGUUCAGGCCACCUGUUCGAAAGAUUGUGGUCGACAUCCUAGCGGAGAUGUGGGUGGAGAAUGAUAGGGCAAAGCCAAGUGCACGCAAGCUGUUGAUCAGGUGGAGGCCAGAGGUGCUUGGCGAGGAGAGGGUAGCCACACCUGUGGUCAAGAGCGAAGGAGGGGGCGACACGCAAAUGAUCAAGGAGAGCGCCAAUGGCGCCCUUGAAGUCAAGGCUGCUUCUUAA
This is a messenger RNA of Pyrenophora tritici-repentis Pt-1C-BFP, 2313 nucleotides long. The record is from RefSeq and is a predicted model, not a curated record. Lineage: Eukaryota; Fungi; Ascomycota; Dothideomycetes; Pleosporales; Pleosporaceae.